Molecule: messenger RNA, 1607 nt
Organism: Drosophila takahashii
Lineage: Eukaryota; Metazoa; Arthropoda; Insecta; Diptera; Drosophilidae
Gene: Fum2
Product: Fumarase 2
Biological process (GO): malate metabolic process; tricarboxylic acid cycle; fumarate metabolic process
Cellular component (GO): tricarboxylic acid cycle heteromeric enzyme complex; mitochondrion
Molecular function (GO): fumarate hydratase activity
Source: RefSeq, a predicted model, not a curated record
AGAGAUCAAUCAAUAAUAACCGAAAAUGCUGAAGCAAAUCCAGGGAUUAGGCCUGGUUAGGCGCCAUCUCUGGGUGGCCUGCGGUGGCCUGCGGGCCAAGGAAGUGAGUAGUGGUGGCAAGGGCAAGGGCAAGGAGAAGGAGAAGUUCCGCACGGAGAAGGACACCUUUGGGGAGCUCAAGGUGCCCGCCGACAAGCUUUAUGGCGCGCAAACGAUGCGAUCCAAGCUGAACUUUCCCAUCGGCGAUAUAGCCGAGCGCAUGCCGAUGCCGGUCAUCCAGGCGAUGGGCAUACUGAAGAAGGCCUGUGCCGAGGUCAACAAGGACUACGGGCUGGACAGCAAGAUCUCGGACGCCGUCUCCUGCGCCUGCGACGAUGUCAUCUCCGGCAAGCUGUACAAGCAGGGCCACUUCCCGCUGGUCAUCUGGCAGACCGGCUCCGGCACCCAGUCCAAUAUGAACACCAACGAGGUAAUCAGCAAUGCGGCCAUCAAGAUGAUGGGUGGCGAACUGGGCAGCAAGAAGCCGGUGCAUCCGAACGACCACGUGAACAAGUCGCAGAGCUCCAACGACACCUUUCCCACGGCCAUCCACAUCUCGGUGGGCAUGGAGCUGAACGAGCGGCUGGUUCCGGCGGUGACCCACCUGCGGGAUGCGCUCAAAUCGAAGUCGGACGAGUUCAGGGACAUCAUCAAGAUCGGACGCACCCAUCUGAUGGACGCAGUGCCUCUGACUUUGGGCCAGGAGUUCAGUGGCUACACGCAGCAGUUGACCUAUGGCCUGGACAGGAUUAAGGGCUGUUUGCCGCGGGUCUACGAGUUGGCCUUGGGUGGAACUGCCGUGGGAACGGGCCUGAAUACCCACAAGGGAUUCGCCGAGAAGGUGGCCAAGCGGAUUGCCGAGCUCACCUGCCUGCCCUUCGUGACGGCCCCGAAUAAGUUCGAGGCUCUGGCCGCCCGGGAUUGCAUGGUGGAGGUGCACGGAGUGCUGAACACCAUCGCCGUGAGCCUGAUGAAGAUCGCCAACGAUAUCCGACUGCUGGGAUCGGGUCCGCGUUGCGGACUGGGUGAGCUGAUGCUGCCGGAGAACGAACCGGGCAGCUCCAUCAUGCCCGGCAAGGUGAAUCCCACGCAGUGCGAGUCGCUGACCAUGCUGUGUGCCCAGGUGAUGGGCAACCAGGUGGCCGUGACCAUCGGUGGCUCCAACGGGCACUUCGAGCUGAAUGUCUUCAAGCCGCUGAUAAUAUCGAAUGUUCUUCGCUCCAUCAGGCUGUUGGCCGAUGGCAGCAUGACCUUUAGCAAGAACUGCGUGGAGGGACUGCAGGCCAACAAGGAGACGAUCGACAAGAUCAUGAACGACUCCCUGAUGCUGGUCACCGCCCUGAAUCCGCACAUCGGCUACGACAAGGCCGCCCAGAUCGCUAAGACGGCCCACAAGAAUAAGACGACCUUGAAGGAGGAGGCCCUGAAAACGGGCAUCACCGAGGAGCAGUUCAAGGAGUGGGUCAAUCCCAAGGAGAUGCUGGGGCCCAAGUGAUCCUAUGUGUAGUUGCAAUCAACGUUAUCAGUUAAAAUGAAUAAAUUCCUCAUGUAUAGUGCUUAAAAAGAUG